Molecule: messenger RNA, 703 nt
Organism: Serpula lacrymans var. lacrymans S7.9
Lineage: Eukaryota; Fungi; Basidiomycota; Agaricomycetes; Boletales; Serpulaceae
Exons: 4
Coding region: 59-475 (138 amino acids)
Biological process (GO): protein K63-linked ubiquitination; DNA damage tolerance
Cellular component (GO): nucleus
Source: RefSeq, a predicted model, not a curated record
GCCGCAAGUCUGUUUCGUAUCGACCUCUAUACUAUAGGUUCUUUCUUGUAUUCCACUCAUGGCCAAGGUUCCACGCAAUUUUCGGCUUUUAGAGGAGCUUGAGAAGGGCGAGAAAGGGAUCGGAGAUGGCUCGUGCUCAUACGGACUGGAGGAUGGCGACGAUAUCAUGAUGAGCAAUUGGAAUGGAACAAUCAUCGGGCCAGGACAUACGGUACACGAGAACCGCAUCUACAGCUUGAAGAUUUACUGUGGCGAAUCGUACCCGGAAAGGCCCCCUACUAUUCAGUUCAUCUCCCGUGUCAAUCUCCCCUUUGUUAACCAGACUGACGGGAAAGUUGAUCCUCACAAACUCCCAGUUCUUUCUCAGUGGGGCAGGAGCAGCAGCAUCGAGACUAUUCUUGUGGAGAUCCGGAGGGAAAUGGCAUCUUUCAAUAACCGGAAGCUCCCUCAGCCACCGGAAGGCAGCACAUUCUAGACAGCGUUCAUGUUUUGUUGGAAGAAGAAGUGAAGAGUCCCUCGUAUAAAGUGUUUAUCAACAAUUGUGUUCUAGCAUCAUCCCAAAUCCUGUUGUUUUCUUAGUGGUUUCUUAUUGCGAUACAUAGUUUUCACCAGCAUUUAUUCUUACAGAAAAUUACAGCAAAAGACUAUCGCGAUACCAUUCUUUAUGCUGCGACUGCUGAUAAGACUUUCUUCUAGCUUGUUC